UUUCUGUGUAUGAGAGCGGCUCUCUUUCUCUCCGUUUUUUCACACCGGGUGUGUAUACAGCCGCGCUGGUAAUCCCCUAUUAACUAUGCAGCGUAGAGAUAUUAAAAUGACUGACGUCAUGCAAGUCGCCAUUAUUGGAGCUGGGGUGUCUGGAUUGACUGCCCUCAAAUCCUGUCUGGAGGAAGGACUAGAACCGGUGUGUUUUGAGAGAUGCGAAGAAAUUGGAGGAAUGUGGUACGCGGAUGACAACAUGUACCCGUCAUCUUCACCAAAACCGUAUCCGUCUCUGGUAACAAACACCAGCAAGAUGAUGUCAUGCUUCAGCGAUUUCCCCUUCUCCAAGGACACCACGACCUUCAUGACCCCUAAAAUGAUACACGACUACCUCCUCAGCUACGUUGACCAGUUCAAACUCCGGAAAUACAUUCAGUUCAAGACGGAAGUCCACAAAGUCUCGAAGGCGCGAGAUUUCGACGAGACCGGAAAUUGGGAAGUCGCCAUUCACGACAGCAACGGAAAAUCUCGUGUGGAGGUUUUCAAUGCAGUCGUGAUUUGCUCUGGAUAUUUUAAGAAGCCUCGGUAUCCUGAUAUAGAAGGGAUGGGAAGUUUCCAAGGAAAGAUCGAACAUGCCAUUAAUUUUAAAACAGGAGAAGCGUACAGGGACAAGAAUGUAGUUGUUGUUGGCAAUUCGUUCUCUGCCGGAGACAUUGCUGUUGCUGCUGCAGAAUAUGCAAAUCAGGUGUAUGUGAGUGUUGGCCGGGGCUGCGUGGUGUUGAGGAGAUUCGACGAUAAUGGCUGGCCGUGGGAUAUGCAGGUGUUUAGACGUGUUUACAGUUCUUCGUGGACAGUCGUCUACCUUCUGAAGAUCGUACGGAAAAUAACGAGCAUCGCACUCAAUCAUGACGCAGUUGGCAUUCAUUCGGAGAAACCGUUUCCGUUUUGCCCCUUCAUGCUUAAUGAUGACGUUGGUAGCAGGAUCAUGACGGGCAAGGUGAAGGUCGUGGGAACAGUCGUCAGGAUGGCGGAGAAAAGUGUUCACAUCGAUGACGGGACGGUGGUGGAUGACGUAGACGUCGUGGUGUUUGCUACUGGAUACGAUCGACAUCUUCCUUUUCUCGAUAACAGUUUGGUCGAUUCGGCUCAAGCUAUAAAUGAACAGAAAAACGAAUGGUACAAGUUAAUAUUCCCUGUACAUCUACAACACCCCACUUUGGCUAUGGUCGGCAUGGCAACUGGAGAGGGAUCUAAUCUACCAAUCUACGAGAUGCAGUCUCGACUUGCCGCCAGGGUGCUCUGUGGUAAACACAAACUUCCGGCGAAGAACACCAUGCUCAAAGACAUAGACCGGUGGAACUCGUACUUCAAGUUCAAGUUUUCUUACUACAAGCAUCAGGUUCCGUAUCUCCCAUACAUUGAGGAACUAGCAGCAGAGCUUGGCGUUAAACCCACCUUCUGUCGACUGUUCUGGUGGAAGCCACGACUUGCGUACUUGUGCAUAUUUGGCCCCGCCUCCCCGCUACAGUACAGACUUAUAGGACCCCACAGCAAUGCCGAGGCUAUCAAUCACUGCAGCGCCAUCUACGAGAACACGUUUUCUGGUGUCAGACACAGAAGAGUUCCACCACGAAAACCCAUCACCUUGUGUCCGUCUUUCAUCACAAUUCUGAUUCCUGUAGCUUUCACAAUUGCUGCAUAUUAUGUCUGGAAGACAUAUUUCUUGUAGGUAGCAUUAUAUCAAAUCGCAUAUGGCUGGGUCAUGUUCGAAGUGCACCUAAUGUUUUAACAUAACCGUUAGUAAUCCAGUCCUGCCAUUAGCAAUAAAUGUGACUGUUCAUUGUCAAAACUGUUUUUAUCACAGGCCAAACAAAAUAAUGGUUGUGG
Messenger RNA from Gigantopelta aegis, 1881 nucleotides. RefSeq names its product dimethylaniline monooxygenase [N-oxide-forming] 2-like. The record is from RefSeq and is a predicted model, not a curated record. Bases 86 to 1723 code for a protein of 545 amino acids. Gene Ontology annotation, molecular function: flavin adenine dinucleotide binding; NADP binding; N,N-dimethylaniline monooxygenase activity. The transcript has 7 exons. NCBI's taxonomy places the organism in Eukaryota, Metazoa, Mollusca, Gastropoda, Neomphalida, Peltospiridae.